AUGACAAAACCUAGCGGCUUUGUGGGGUGCCUUCUGACGUGCGAGGGACAGAACAUCAAAUACCGCACCUGUAGCAACGUGGACUGCCCGCCCGAGUCCGGAGACUUCCGCUCGCAGCAGUGCUCGGCCCACGCGGACGUGCGGCACCAGGGCCAGUUCCACGAGUGGCUGCCCGUCGACAACGACCCCGACAACCCCUGCGCCCUCAAGUGCCGUGCCAAGGGCUCGGGCCAGGUGGUGGAGCUGGCGCCCAAAGUGCUGGACGGGACCCGCUGCUACACCGAGUCCCUGGACAUGUGCAUCAGCGGAGUGUGUCAGAUCGUGGGCUGUGACCUAGAGCUGGGCAGCACGGCUAAAGAGGACAACUGCGGCGUCUGCAACGGAGACGGCUCGUCCUGCCGCCUGGUGCGAGGGCACUACAAAUCCCAGCAUGCAUCUGGAAAAACUGAGGACACGGUGGUGGUGAUCCCCUUUGGCAGCCGUCACGUCCGUUUGGUUCUGAAAGGCUCGGAUCACUUGUCGCUGGAGAGCAAGACGCUGCAGGGGGUGAAGGGGCAGCUGUCUCUGGACGCCACGCGGCACUACGUGCUGGAGAACACCACCGUCGACUUCCAGCAGCUCACCGACAAGGAGGUCCUGAGGAUAGCAGGGCCGCUAGGAGCUGACUUCACUGUUAAAGUGAGUAACACACACACGGCGGACAGUGUGGUACAGUACAUCUUCUACCAGCCCAUCGUCCACCGCUGGAGAGAGACCGACUUCUUCCCCUGCUCCGUCACCUGUGGGGGAGGCUAUCAGCUGACGUCUGCGGAGUGCUUUGACCUGCGCAGUAACCGCAUGGUGGUGGACCAGUACUGCCACUACUACCCAGAGAACAUCAAGCCCAAACCCAAACUGCAGGAGUGCAACAUGGACCUCUGCCCUGAGAGUGGUGGUUACAAGCAGAUCAUGCCCUACGACCUCUACCACCCCCUCCCAAGGUGGGAGAGCAGCCCGUGGACGUCCUGUUCCACCUCGUGUGGCGGGGGUGUGCAGAGCCGCGCAGUGACCUGCGUGGAGGAGGACAUGCAGGGCACCAUUGUGCCCUCGGAGGAGUGGAAGUGCCUCUACGCCACCAAGACGCCCAUCCUGCAGCCCUGCAACAACUUCGACUGCCCCACCUGGCUGGCCCAGGAGUGGUCACCUUGCACGGUGACCUGUGGGCAGGGUCUGAGCUACCGUGUAGUUCUGUGUAUUGACCACCGGGGGCUCCACGCAGGCGGCUGCAGCCCCACCACCAAACCCCACAUCAAGGAGGAGUGUCUCGUCCCUGUGCCCUGCUACAAGCCACUAGAGAAGCUCCCGGUGGAGGCGAAGCCGCCGUGGUCCAAGCAGGCCCAGGAGCUGGACAGCGAGACCGCCGUAACCGAGGAGCCCACGUUCAUCCCUAGUCCGUGGGGUGCGUGUAGUCGCGCGUGUGGGGCGGGUACUCAGAGGCGCGCGGUGCGUUGCCAGGUGCUGCUGUCCUUCUCGCAGGCGGUGGCCGACCUGCCCGACGACGAGUGCGAGGGCCCGCGGCCGAGCGAGACGCAGCCCUGCUUCCUGACGCCGUGCCCCGGAGCGAGGGAGGAGGAGGAGGAAUGGGCCAGAGAGAGGGAGCGAGAGAAGGAGGAGCGCGCGGAGGAGGAGAAGGAGGAGCUCUACGACUGGGAGUACGACGGCUUCACCGACUGCUCCGAGACCUGUGGAGGAGGUAUGCAGGAGGCGGUGGUGAUCUGUCUGAACAAGCAGACCAGAGAGGCGUCAGAGGAGAAGCUGUGUGUGGAGUCACGACGACCACCUCAACUCGUGCAGACCUGCAACAAGGAGGCCUGCCCGCCCAGGUGGGAGAUGAGCUUGUGGAGUUCGUGCUCAGCCACGUGUGGGGUGGGGCUGCGUACUCGCGCGGUCACCUGCACGCUGCGUCCGGCGCGGGGCAGCAACCGCACCGAGGCCCUGCGCGACGAGGAGUGCCGGCCGCCCAAACCCAUCCCCGUGCAGGCCUGCAACCGCUUCGACUGCCACCCCACCUGGGAGCCACGCGACUGGGGACAGUGCUCCCGUACGUGUGGGGUUGGAGCCCAGAAGCGGGAGGUGCUGUGCAAGCAGCGAUUGGCUGACGGCAGCAUUCUGGAGCUGCCCGACACCUUCUGCCCCUCCCCCACCCCCCCCACACUUCAGGCCUGCGCCCGCAUAGCCUGCCCUCCACGCUGGGUACCCACAGACUGGACCCAGAGGCAGCUGGUAGUGUGUCGGCGCCAGGGUGAGAGUGGGCAGUACCAGACCCUGCUGCCCGACGCCUGCUCAUCCGUGCCCCGACCCGGCACCGUACGGCCCUGUGCCAACGAGCCCUGCAAGAGUCCCCCGGUGAAGCCGUCGGUGUCCCGUGCGGAGCCGAGCAUCCUGGCCCAGCGCAAGGUGUACAUCCAGUGGCGCAAGGGCCGCAAGCUGCACUUCCUGGUGGGCGGCUACGCUUACCUGCUGCCCUGGACCUCCGUGGUCAUCCGCUGCCCCACUCGCCGCGUCCGCAAGGGGCACAUCCGCUGGCUCAAGGACGGCCGGCCACUAGGGGGCGCCUCGUCAACGCGACUGACCGUCUCACCGAUGGGCUACAUCCGUGUUCAGCAGGUGCAGGUGUCGGACGCUGGCGUAUACACCUGUGUGGCGGGCCAGGCACAGGAGAGCUUCGUGCUGAAGGUCAUCGGGAGUAAGAGGAAGCUGGCCGUGCCUCAGGGCAACCUCUGGUUGCCGGCCAACGGUGACCACGACGACGACGACCACAACGACGCCGGACGGGAGAAGAAGAACACCCAGCUGGCGGGAGGGGCGUCGUCGUCGACGGCGACGAUGAUGGCGGCGGCCACGGUGGUGUCGGAGGAGAAGGCCCGGGAGAUGCGCGCGUCGCUGGGUCGCUAUGACGCCCUGGUGCAGAGGCUGCUGGAGGCGCUGGACGAGGCCUUGCGGAACCUGUCGGGCGGCCAGCACAAGGACUCGGUUCUGGCGCAGCUCUUCGGAGAACUCACGCCGCACAGCCACAACGGCGAGAACAACGAGUCCGCGCUGCAGCACCUCCACCCGCCGGAGGAACCGGACCAGAACUCCGAGACCUCCACCCACACACACACACUCCAGCAGCAGCAGCUGUUGCGCCGCACCGCGUCCUUCUCUACCGGGCCGCUCCGUAAGCCCACCCUCCACGUUCCGCACAGAACCGCCGGUUCCGGCUCCGGUACCGCGGCAGCGUCCACUCCUCUGGAGCCGGUGGCGUACGUGGGCGGCGGGCCGGUUCUGGUUCCGAGGAGGGCGAUCCGUCUGCGGCUCAAGUGCCAGGCCCAGGGGAACCCGGAACCGGUCCUCACCUGGACCAAGGACGGGCACGAGCUGCAGGCCAGCAGCAGAGUAGGCCUUCUGCCAGACGGCUCGCUGCUCAUCAGAAGCCCUGCAGACGCCGACGCUGGCCUCUACACUUGCUCCGCCCACAACCACAUUGGCUCCGCCUCCCUCUCCUCAACGCUCCACAUCACAGAUACCAGCUGUGGAGAUGAUGCAACGGCAGGGAACAGCUCGCUCUGCUUGAACGCGUCCCGCGGAUCACAGCCCUGCCAUGGACAACACUGCCCCCAGAGGUGGCUGCCCUCUGCGUGGUCGGCGUGCUCUGCCCCCUGUGGUGGGGGGGUGCAGACGCGCCGGGUGUCCUGCCAGGGGGGGGCCGAGGGGGACAUGAGGUGCCGGGGGGCGGGGAAGAGACCCCCCCUCUCCCAGAGCUGCAACACCCAGCCCUGCUCACACUGGGCCUCCACCGCCUGGGGACCCUGCCAUGGCCAUUGCGUGGGACUGCGGCAGGCCACCCAGCACCGGCACGUCUUCUGCCAGGACAGGAACGGCACCAGGGUCUCCCACCGCAUGUGUGGCGCCCUCCCCAGGCUGCCGUCCCAGAGGAACUGCACGAGCCAGGCCUGCUCCAUCCAGUGGCGCAUGGGGCCCUGGACUCAGUGCACGACCACCUGCGGUCGCCAUGGUUUCCAGUCGCGCUACGUGGCGUGCGCCCACAGCCGCACGGGCAAACUGGCGCGGGAGAUCCACUGCUCCUGGAGGCCUCGCCCCGCCAGCUGGCAGAGGUGCAACGUCCAGUCCUGUGGCAGAGCGGGCGAGUGUCGGGACAGCACGCGGUACUGUGAGAAGGUGCGCCAGCUGGAGCUGUGCCCGCUUGCCCAGUUCAAGUCGCGCUGCUGCCAGUCCUGCCGGAACACCUGA
Molecule: messenger RNA, 4272 nt
Organism: Sardina pilchardus (European sardine)
Lineage: Eukaryota; Metazoa; Chordata; Actinopteri; Clupeiformes; Clupeidae
Product: ADAMTS-like protein 1
Exons: 29
Coding region: 1-4272 (1423 amino acids)
Biological process (GO): proteolysis; extracellular matrix organization
Cellular component (GO): extracellular matrix
Molecular function (GO): metalloendopeptidase activity
Source: RefSeq, a predicted model, not a curated record